This is a messenger RNA of Haliotis rubra (blacklip abalone), 879 nucleotides long. Its product is annotated as cadherin-related family member 1-like. Gene Ontology annotation, biological process: homophilic cell-cell adhesion. Gene Ontology annotation, molecular function: cadherin binding; calcium ion binding. Lineage: Eukaryota; Metazoa; Mollusca; Gastropoda; Lepetellida; Haliotidae. The transcript has 8 exons. Bases 1 to 879 code for a protein of 292 amino acids. The record is from RefSeq and is a predicted model, not a curated record. Gene Ontology annotation, cellular component: catenin complex; plasma membrane.
AUGUUGUCUGUGGAGGUGACGUCCUUGGGUACAUUCGGUGCUACCGCCAACGACACGGUGACCGUGACCAUCCAGGACAUAAACGAUAACUAUCCUACGUUCAGCAGCUCCCACUACGAAGCUACCAUCCAGGAAAACAUGCCGGCAGGGAUACCCAUCACCUUCACGACACAACCAGUACAUGUGGAGGAUUUGGACCAGGGGGACAACGCCAAGCUAUCGCUGACACUGGAUUCAUAUUCAUCGACGUACUUUGAGAUUGCCCCGUCCACUGUCCAGGGGUCAGCAAACCUGCUGAUCAGAGUGAAGGAUAACACCAUCCUGGAUUAUGAACAGAGACAUAGCAUUACACUGACGGUUUGGGCCAACGAAACCUCCACACGAGAGAGAAACAGUGCAUCUACCACCAUUCAGCUGAAUAUAACAAAUCAGAAUGACAACAUUCCCAACUUUACCGCGUCAGAAUACAGCGCAUCUGUCCGGGAGGCAUCUGUCCAGGAGGGUAGCAGCGUCUCCACAUCUGUCAUCACCGUCAAGGCUAUAGACUACGAUCUGCCGAACUUCGGAUUUGUAUCUUAUGCACUACGGGGUGGCGACGGAAUGUUCUCCAUCGAUUCCUCUGGUCUCGUAACUGUGGCCUCUUACCAGCUGGACAGAGAGACCAAGUCUGUGUACUACAUAUCGGUGGAGGCCACAGACCCCGGAGGAUUGAAGGACACCGCUCAGCUCACUGUCAACAUCACCGACGUCAACGACAAUCCACCGGUAUUCAGAAGAGACUACGACGGGUAUUUGAAAGAAAAUGAAACCUCCUUUAGUAAACCUAUCAUUGUGUCGGUAAGUUUACCAAAUGCAAGUUCCCUCAGGAAACUAGUAUAG